AUGAGUUUUACCUUUGGUAACACAACGACAACUUCAGGCAGUACCUUUGGUACCACAACUCCUUCAACAGGAUUUGCAUUUGGAAGUGGUGAUGCAGCAAAACCAUUAUUUGGUACAUCUAACACUGAAAACAAACCUGCAUUUAACUUCACCAGUCCCACAACUAACGCUCCAGCUUUUGGAAGCUUUGCAUUUGGAGCUAAAACCACUACUGCAGCUGCUGCCACUAAUAUGUUUUCAAAUCCAGCAACUACUUCAACUUCAGCAUUUGGUGCAAGUAAACCCUUGAGCUUCGGUUUCGCUUCACCACCUAACCAGACUGUUGGUAGUCCAGCAUUUGGGCAAGCUACACAACAACAAAAUGCCCCACAAAAUUUAUCAUUUGGUGGUGCUCAACCACAAGCAGCACCUGCGUUUGGUACGCAAGCACCAACAGCGUUCGGUUCCCCAGCUAGUGGAGGAUUUUCAUUUGGAAAAACUGGCACCACCUCAGCAGGGUUCGGUUUCUCAACACCUGCAUCCGGUUUCUCAGCACCACAAGCAGUUACAGCGACCACAAUGUCUACGCCACAGACUACAAUCGCAAGUUUU
Diatraea saccharalis (sugarcane borer) is the source of this 591-nucleotide messenger RNA. NCBI's taxonomy places the organism in Eukaryota, Metazoa, Arthropoda, Insecta, Lepidoptera, Crambidae. The record is from the annotation of a GenBank genome assembly.